Geodia barretti is the source of this 673-nucleotide messenger RNA. Lineage: Eukaryota; Metazoa; Porifera; Demospongiae; Tetractinellida; Geodiidae. The record is from the annotation of a GenBank genome assembly.
CAGUGGGCGGGAGCAGCUGAGCUAGGGGAGGUGGUGUUAUACAGCUAGCAGUGCAUGCAGUCUAUGAUUCGCUGGAGAGUGUAUCGGGUCGGAGGCAGGAUGCGUACAGUAACCAAGAUGCAGAUAAUGGCCGCCGUUCUAGUGGGCUUUUUCCUCGGCUACGUUCUCCUACCGUCCACCAUUAGCUUCAGCACGGACGAGGCCGGCCAGGGAGACCCCGUAGGUAAAGGUUUCUACAACGCGAAGCCUAGGGCGGCAGCAAUCCAGAUUUCGCCCGACGGCAGGGAAUUUAUUGUGGAAGGCAGAGCCAAGAGAAUUCUGAGCGGGGCCAUCCACUACUUUAGAGUGGUGCCCGACUAUUGGGAUGACCGCCUGAGGAAACUGAGGGCCUCGGGACUCAACACCGUGGAAACGUAUGUGCCCUGGAAUGCCACGAGCCAGUUCUGGUGUGUUUGACUUCACUGGGAUCCUGGAUGUGGCAGAGUUCAUAAAGACAGCUCAGCACCUGGGGCUACACGUCAUUGUCCGACCGGGGCCCUACAUCUGUGCCGAGUGGGAAAUGGGAGGCCUCCCUGCGUUAGUGUUCUUUUAUUGCUGUGAUGAUGUAGAGAUGUUGUCGUGGAGUUUGGCAGAGCCACGCCCACGAGUACAAUGCAUGUGUUUUACUCCACCU